ACACACACACACACACACACACACACACACACACACACACACACACCAGCAUUCCAGGGCCAGAGGUCGGCUGCGCGGCUUUUCUGAGCGUUACGGCGCGCUCCUCCCGCCCCCGCGCGGCGCGGGCAGGGACCCACUGGUUCCGCUCCGCACCAGCAGCGGAGACCUGACCCUAGGGAGCGGGACCCCGCGGUCCCGACACUCUGCUCGGUUCAGGCUACAGGCCCGUAUGGAGGGGACUGCAGAGUCCCAGACGCCUGAUCUGCGAGACGUGGAGAGCAAGGUGGGCAGGAAGACCCCCGAAGGGCUGCUCCGCGGGCUUCGAGGGGAGCGGGAGCUGGGACCCUCCGGCACCCUGCUGCUCCCCGGGGCGCCGAGCUCGGGCCAUGGGCUGGGGGACAAGAUCAAGGCGCUGAAGAUGGAGCUGGCUUACCUGCGAGCCAUUGACGUGAAGAUCCUACAGCAGCUGCUGACUUUGAAUGAGGGCAUUGAGGCGCUCCGCUGGCUGUUGGAAGAACGGGGAACAUUGACCAGCCACUGCAGCAGCCUCACCAGCAGUCAAUAUAGCCUGACAGGUGGGAGCCCAGGCCACUCAAGGAGAGGCAGCUGGGACAGCCUGCCAGACGUUGGCUCCACUGACCAGCUGGACAGUGUCUCCAUUGGCAGCUUCCUGGACACCGUGGCACCCCCUGAGCUGGAUGAACCGGGCAACCUUAGGGCUCCCCAUCCUGAGAUGGACUGGGCAAAGGUUAUACCUGGUGGGGAGAGGGCCAGGACUGAGUUGGACCUGACAGCCACCAAGCUUGGGAGCUUGAGGGCUGUGUGGAAGCCCCCAGAGGCGGGGCUCCAAGGUGGACCUCCUGAGCCACCAGAGGAUGAAAAUGCCGAGCUGGGCUUUGAGGUCCACUGGUACUGGGGGCAGUGCCAGGAUGAUGUGACCUUCCUGUAACAACAUUUCCACCCUUUUGUUCUGCUGUGGCUCUUUCUUCACUAGGCCCUAGUCUCCCUUGAAAUUUAUUCUCUCUCAAUUUGGGACUAGGAAGAGGUUGCAUUGAAAUCAGUUACCAUGGAAAUCUGGCCCCACCAUCUCUUUGGUCCUUGGCGAAGCUGUGCCUCUAUCCCUCAACUAUUGGGUAUAUAUAGAUAUAUAUAUAUUUUUUCCCCCAUAGAUAUAUUAACUCUAGAGCAGGGGUGGGAAAUGUUCAGCCUAUGGUCCGCAUAAGGAAAUCAUUUGGUUUGGCCCUGCCAAGGCAUUAGGGAUGAGUUACCUAAAUGUUUGACCAAGUAUAGCAGGCUAAUAUUUAAGUUGAUAAUUUUGUAUGGCCCGUGAACGAUGUUAUAAAUAUCCAAAUGGCCUUUGGCAGAAGUUUCCCCACCCCUGCUCUUGAGGGUGUGAUGGUCUCUCUUUCCUUUUCCUCCAUAACUACGUAAGGAUUUGAAGGAUUUAGGGCCCUUAGGAGGUCACUCAUGAAGAGAAUAAUGGCUUCACUCAGUGUCUAAGAGCCUUGGCUGUCUUCCCCCCUUCCUCUCCCCCAAACCUUGGCCAAGAUGGAUAGCUGUGGAGGGACAUGGUCACUCAGGAUUAGCCUUCCUAGUAACCUUUGGGGUUGGUAGAACCACGGUUUCCUGUUUGGUGAGUGAUGUCAUUGCCUGCCAGGAUGGAUUAGCCUUUCCACUGAACCAGUCAUUUUGGUGGUAAUAGGUCAGUAUAGCGUAUCUGAAUCCCUGCUGCUAAGUGGGACCAUGCCAUUUAUUCUCCAAACCAUUACUUCUCAUGAGGGGGAACAUACCGCCCCUCCUGACAAGAAACUUUCUCGCUGUCAGAUAUUUACGCUUCUUUCCAGAAAGGUUCAUACUUUUUAAACAGGGUUAUUCUCAUUUCAUCCUAGGGGAUCUCGCUUCCUCUGUAACCACAUCCCCGCCUGGUGCCAGCACUCCUAUAUCUGUGCGUUCAGGGAGGGAAACUGGCAAGGGCCUCCACCUGCUGCUCUCAAAAGUCUUGGCCUGCCCUGCCACAGUCAGUUCGUGUUUUACCCUGUCCCUGGGUUGUCCCCAUUCUUGUAUUCCAGCUCCAAAUCUGUCUGCCAGGAGGUUCAGCCUUUGUGUCUCCACACCUUCUCAGUUUCCACUUCCACUUCAGGCCUCAGGCCUUUUAUAUGCAGAUGAGUCCCCAUUGCUUAGGGAGGACAAGCUUGAGGUCUCAGAGCUCUGGAGGCGUACCAGAAUCUCCAAAGUGAGGAGGUGUCUUCUUUUCUAACCCCGUGAUUCCCCCUCCCCCACCUUGCCCCGACCCUCUACCAUUUGAUCCAAAGGACCUGCCCAGAGACUGGGACACAGGAAUCCCCUUGUUUGAAUUACAAUGGGGGGUGUGGUGUGGCAGGGAAAGACAGAGGCUCUUUAGUCCUAGGGCCCACAUCCCGAGGAGAAGGGAGGGAUUGAGGGAAAGGCCACUUUCCUUCCUCCCUUAGAGCAAGCCCUAGACUCCUAGGACCUGAGGAGGGAGCAGGGGACUGGCUCUGGGCCUGGGUCCCAGGGCCCUAAAGAAUUGCACCAAAGAAAGAAUUCAGGGAAGCUGCCAACCUGAGGCUCGGGGAGGGGACAAGGGUUGAUGUCAAAGAAUGAAUUCUUGGAAAUUAACCCUUUGAACCCCAGGUAACUGCCCAUAAGUCGGUCCCUAUCUUUCCUGGGCCCUGAAACUAGAUUAUUGGAAGGCGAAAAGGAUAUCAGGUGAUCUUUGCCUAUUUGCUGUACCCUCCUGAGUUGUAGGAGUCAUCCCCAAAUCCUAGAAUAACUGCUGCAAUUUCUCUACUUUUCAUUCUAUGCUGGAGAAGGGAAGGAAGCCAGGUUGAUCAUCUCCACUUCCCCUAAACUCAAUUCUUACUCUGCACCCCCACCCCAAUCAUUGUGGGACAAUACAUUCAGUCCAUGGCUGUCCCCUAAAGACCCUCUCUCCUCCUCCCAUCCCCUCAAUGUGAUUGAUAUCACUAAAAUGUAUUCUUGGCCUCUCCUCUGCUGCCCACCAGCCCUCCCCUUACCACCGCUCCUGGUCUUGGGGCUCCUGACCCCCUACCCCCACCCCGGGGGCUGGAAAUUCAAAUACCCUUUUCUAAUUCCUACUCUGUUGCCAUUUUGUAGUGUGCCCUUGGAGAACUGCUUUGUAUUCCUUUUUGAAGCUUGCUUAUUUGUUUAGGCUACAAACUUCUGAGCUGAAGAAGUUGCCUGCCAUCCUGUGGUCAUUAUGCACCAUUGCCAUGAGUGGCUGGGGGAACCUCCAAAUUCAAACACAGACUUACAGAAGACCAGCCCCUUCAGUGCACAGACUGGAGAGAUGGGCCUAGAGAGUCAGAGACUUGCCCGGUGUCAUCCAUGGCAAUGCCCAGGUUAGAGAACCCAGGUGUCUCCCGCCUGCUUGCCUGCCCACAGUUCUAUCACUUGGUUAGACUGUUCCUCCACCUCACCCAGUUAAUACACCCAAGCCUAAAGGGACUGAAAGCAAUUUUUCCCUAUUUUCUUUGUUAUUUUUAAAAUAUAUUUCUUUAUUGAUUUCAGAGAAGAAGGGAGAGGGAGAGAGAGAUAGAAACAUCGAUGAUGAGAGAGAACCAUUGAUUGGCUGCCUCGCGCAUGACCCCCACUGGGGAUGGAGCCCACAACCCCGGACAUGUGCCCUUGAGCAGAAUCGAACCUGGGACCCUUCAGUCCGCAGGCUGAUGCUCUAUCCACUGAGCCAAACCGGCGAGGGCAAUUUUCCCCUAUUUUAAUAUUUGGGUACUCAUCCUACUGUAAAGAGGCAGCUCCGUGUUUAGAAAAGGGCUAUAGGCUCUGAGGAAAGAGAACCUCGGACCUGGAUUGAGUAAAAGGUACACGAAUCUGGACUGCAGAUAUAAGGAAAAUCAAUCCUGGACCAUUUUUCUGGGAAGGGCGGGUGAGUAGGGCCGAAAAUCAUGGGGUCAAAACUCCACUCGGCGGAGAUUAGAAGUGGGGUCUGGGGUGGAGAGGUUUGAGAUUAGGAAAUCCAGAUGGGUCCUACAGAGUUGGGGGCUCCAUAUGUCAGGGUAUUACAAGGAAAUGCGACUUUUUUUUAAGUGGGUAAUUAGGUAAUUUAAAACAUUUAAUUCUUAGCAAUCCUAUAAGCAAUGCAUUAUUAUCAAUGUAUUGUUGCUUAGACAUUUGCUCAGGUAGUGAUAUAAGUAAUAAAUGAAUGGUAAUAUGAACCUAGUUCAGUAUGAUUGCAGGGGCUCGACUGGAUAGGCAUGUGAGGGUGUUGAGGAGCUGGAGAGGUUCGGUGAGUUGGGAUGCCUGGGCACUCCAGGUAGGUCUGGGCAUCCUAUCUUAAUAUCUUAUACCCUAUUUCACUAACAGAGAAGUUCAGGAACCCAGGAAACACACAUCCUUGUUCCCUCCUACCAGCCUUUGGACCUGCUGCUUGAGACUUAGCUCUCCUGUUAACUUAGACCUUCCUAGCUAGCUAGGAGAAAGAGAAGGGAGGGAAAGGGGGAGAGGUAAGAGAGAAUGAGAUGGAAGUGGAGUGCUACAAGUAUGACCGGAGGGACCAUAUUGUCCUCCAAGUGGGCCCGAGGCUUUUGUCAGGGCUCAUGAUAAAGGCAGAGAUGCCCGUGCUCUUGGCCACUGCAGAAAUAGUGCCUGAGAGGGUAAGGGUGGUGCUGACUGGGGUGGGUACAUCAUGAAGACACGAGACCAUGUGAAUGGACAAGGGUAAGGGCCUGCAUUUAGGAUGGGGGCAGUGAGGCUGAGCACUGGACUGACUGGAAGCCCGGUGGCACCUUGGGUGAGAAACGCUUGGGGCUUGUAGACACAAGCUCACUGUGCGUGGUGCCAGGCACACCGGGUGUUCAGUGACACCUGUUGACUGAAUGGAGGAAUGAAUGUGUAUAAACCCACAAGGAGAUGUGACUUUUUUAAGUGGGUAAUUAGGUAAUAGGUAAUUUAAAACAUUAUUUAAUUCUUAGCAACCCUAUAAACAAUGCAUUAUUAACAAUGUAUUGUUGCUUGGACAUUUGCUCAGGUAGUGAUAUAAGUAAUAAAUGAAAGGUAACAUGAACCUAGUUCAGUUUGAUUGCAGGGGCUUCUAGGAAAUCUACCUCUCCACUUUCCACUCUCACCAACCUUACUUUCCUAGGAGAACAGAUUAGUGCUGCCCAGCGGCAGGGCCAGCAUACUAGUUUCCUAUUGCUGCUGUAAUGAAUGACCAUAAACUUAAUUGCUUAAAUUAACACAAAUGCAUUAGCUUACAGUUCUGGAGGCCACAGCUCUGAAAUCCGUUUCAUUGGGCUAAAUUAAAAGUCGAAAUGUUGACACGCUUGCAUACCUUCUGGAGUCUCUAGGGGAAAAUCCACUUCUUGGCCUUUUCCAGGUUCUAGACCAGCCAGGCUGCUUGCAUUCCUUGGUUCAUGGCCCCUUCCUCCAUCAUCAAGCCAGCAGCACAGCGUCUUCACUCCUCGGACCUCUGCUUCCAUCCUCUAAUUCUCCUGUUUCCUCUGAUGAGAAUUACAUUCUGAUUACAUGUCUUUGUAAUUAUAUUGGGUCCACUGAGACAAUCCAGAAUCAUCUCCCCACCUCAAGAUCUUUAACCAUAUCUUCAAAGUCCCUUUUGCCAUAUAAGCUAAGAUACUAACAGGUUCUGGGAAUAGGACAUGAACAUCAACCACGGGCAGAGAUGGAAGGUGGGCAGAAGGAUGCACCCAGGGCCAGAAUGAGCCUCUAUGCGUUGUCCAGCCUCUCUUAGGCUGGUGCCAAGGGAGACAGGUCCAGGCUCCAUGUCUGGAGAAUAGCAAGUGCCUCCUGAAUCAUCACUACCGGGAAGAGGUGAGAAUGAAGGUCUCAGUUUAGGGAACUUUUCAGGCCUGAAAUUCUGCUGGACACCUCUGUCUUCAACAUUGCCUCCUCUCCAGAAACAUUCUGUACUCCUCAAGGCAGAAGAUAAUUACCAUCAAACUAGCCAAGGCUCUCUCUGGAAAGGGUAGAUUUUUCUCCUUCUUAAAAAAAAAAAAAGAUUGAUUUUAGAUAAAGUGAGAAACACCAGUUUGGCCCUGGCUGUUUUGGCUCAGUGGAUAGAGCGUUGGCCUAGGGACUGAAGGGUCCCGGGUUCAAUUCUGGUCAAGGGGACAUGCCUGGGUUUCAGGCUCGAUCCCCAGUAGGAGGUGUGCAGGAGGCAACAGAUCAAUGAUUCUCAUCAUUGAUGUUUCAAUCUCUCUCUCCUCUCUAAAAUCAAUGAAAAAUAAUAAUAUAUAUAUAUCUAAAGAAAAACAAUAUUUGAAAAAACAAACAAACACAAGUUUGUUCCACUUAUUUAUGCAUUCAUUGGUUGAUUUUUAUAUGCACCUUGACCAGGGAUUGAACCUACAGCCUUGGCUUAUUGGGAUGACACUCUAACCCACUGAGCUACCUGGCCAGGGUAAUUUUUUUCUUAUUUGUUAUUCUUUAAUAGUUAAACUCUCAUCAUCAGUUUAUACUAGGUCUCUUGUUUUAUUUGCUUUUGAUCCUUGAUCCUUAUUCUCAUUCUUCCCCCUGACCCAGGCAUACACUCCAGUGUGUUCACUAUGUCUUUGUGCAUGUAUGUGUCUUUAAAUAUAUACAUACUAGAAGCCCGGUGCACAAAGUUUGUACACAGAUAGGGUUCUUAGGCCUGGCCGGCGAUCAGGGCCAAUCUGUGGGACAACUGGUGUGGCGAUUGAGGGGCCCCCACUGGCUCCUGCCUUGGCUGGCCUGGUGCCCACCCGCUCACUGGCCCCGCUCCCCACCGCUGCUGCUCGCCUCCCUCUGUGAGGUGACUGGUGGGGAGAUCAGGGGAGCCCUCUGCCGGCACCCGCCUUGGCUGGCCUGGGGCCUACGGGCUGGGGGUAGCUCCUGUGUUGAGCAUCUGCCCCCUGGUGGUCAGUGCGCAUCAGUGACUGGUCGUUCCGCCGUUCAGUUGAUUUGUAUAUUAGGCUUUUAUUAUAUAGAAAACUUAUGUGUUUUAAUAUAUACAAAUGGUAUAACUUUAUAAUGAGCUAACUUUUAUAAUGAAUUGCUGAUUUAACACAAUAAAGAUUUAUUUUUAACUUA
Molecule: messenger RNA, 7062 nt
Organism: Myotis daubentonii (Daubenton's bat)
Lineage: Eukaryota; Metazoa; Chordata; Mammalia; Chiroptera; Vespertilionidae
Gene: LURAP1
Product: leucine rich adaptor protein 1
Biological process (GO): positive regulation of canonical NF-kappaB signal transduction; positive regulation of cytokine production
Source: RefSeq, a predicted model, not a curated record